Messenger RNA from Paramecium octaurelia, 558 nucleotides. The record is from the annotation of a GenBank genome assembly. Lineage: Eukaryota; Ciliophora; Oligohymenophorea; Peniculida; Parameciidae.
AUGAAUUAACUGAAUCUGAUUAUCCUAAAGUUGAGGUAAAUUUUAUAAUUUAAUUAGUUACCAUCAGAUGGGAUUGGUUAUUGUUAAAUAAUAGACGUAUUGCAUCCUGGAGCCAUAUCUCUUUCAAAAUUAAAUUUUAUGGUCAGAUUCCCAGAUGAAUACACCAAGAAUCUAAAAGUACGUUGUAAUAUUAACGCAGGUUCUUGAUGAUGCAUUUCCAAAGCAUAAAAUUGACAAAGUUGUUCCAAUUGAUAAAUUAAGUAAAUGCAAAUUUUAAGAUAAUAUGGCAUUUUUGUAGUGGAUGUACGAUUAUGCCUCUAAACUCAAUCCAUUUGUUAAAACUAUUGUGGUUAUUCAAGAAGAUUAGAAGCUUUUGAAAAAUAGCAUCAUAGUCGUUAUACACAAAUGAGUGCACAUCUGAUUCCAAAUACUGAAUUGUUAAAAUUUAAAUAGACAUAUAUUGACAGCAGAACAUUUUUAAAAGUUGAAUUCACCAAAGCAUCCUGCAGAAGUUAAAAUGCAUAAUGUCAUUAUGGAAGAACCUAUCGAAUUUUUUGA